AUGAAGCUCCCCGCGAUCUUCCUCCUUGCUCUCAUAGGCUUCGUCGAGAUCGCCUCAGGCGCCGCUAUCACUGGUGUUUCCGACGAUCUCACCGGAUCUGCCGUCACCGGAGACUGUCACAACGGCGACGAGAAGUGCUCCAUCCUCCCGAUCAUCCUCCUCGGCCGCCACUCCAUCAAGCGCUGCAUCAACCACAACUGGGUCGACCACGAGAUCUGCAACGCCGGGGUUAUCUGUAUCGCAGACCCUUCACCUCACUGUACCCUCGCUACCAUCAACGGUGAGAUCGCUGACAAAGACAAGACCUCUGCUGUCGCCGCCAACGAGAUUUCAUCCAGACAACAGGUCUGUCUUGAAGGGACUCUGCAGUGCGCUUACCUCGACCCGAUCAAGCGGCACAUCAUUCAACGCUGCUAUGGCCGCAAGUGGGUUAACACCAAGGUCUGCGAAGCCACCGAGACCUGUAUCGGCGGUGACGCGCCCCAGUGCGUCGCUCAGACCGUUCUGGCUCGCGACGAAGACGUCGACGAGAACAUCGACGAAGACGUCAACGAGAACACUGACGAAGACAACAUCGACGCCGACCUCGCCCACAAGUCCGACCUCCCCUGCACAAAAUUGACUAACAUCGCCGUAGAACCAUAA
Molecule: messenger RNA, 645 nt
Organism: Alternaria ethzedia
Lineage: Eukaryota; Fungi; Ascomycota; Dothideomycetes; Pleosporales; Pleosporaceae
Exons: 3
Coding region: 1-645 (214 amino acids)
Source: RefSeq, a predicted model, not a curated record